UAAAGGUGAGGCGCGGAAGACUCUCAACUCUCCUCUGCAGCAUCUCUCCACAUCUUCAUCGUCAUGUCUUGCACGCGUUACGAGGGCAACCCCUUUGAGGUCGGGCAGACACUGAAGGUGACAGCAGUACCCAAGGACGGUGCUAAAUUCUUUCAGGUGGACAUCGGCAACGAUAACGGAGAGGUCGUCCUACAGAUUAACCCACGCUUCAAUGACAAGAAAGUGUCCUUCAACACACAUACAGGUGGCGAGUGGAAGGAAAAUAAGGUCUAUGAAGAAGGGUUUCCAUUCCAGCACAAGGAAGAGUUUACUAUCACCGUCCUUUUCAAACCCAACGAGUUCCUGGUGACCUUACCAGGUGGCCCCAAAAUCCAAUACCCCAAUUACUUGGGCAAGGAGAAGUACACUUGCCUGGCCGUCAAUGGAGAAGUUCACGUCAAUAAGAUUGGAAUAAACUAAAGCUCCACCCUCAUCACAGCCACUGAGAAUUAACAGCUCAGCUUUUAGACUUGUGAACAAAUGUAAUAAAGUUUGUUUCAAAAA
Molecule: messenger RNA, 543 nt
Organism: Synchiropus splendidus (mandarinfish)
Lineage: Eukaryota; Metazoa; Chordata; Actinopteri; Syngnathiformes; Callionymidae
Product: beta-galactoside-binding lectin-like
Exons: 4
Coding region: 64-459 (131 amino acids)
Molecular function (GO): carbohydrate binding; laminin binding; galactoside binding
Source: RefSeq, a predicted model, not a curated record